Staurois parvus is the source of this 599-nucleotide messenger RNA. The record is from the annotation of a GenBank genome assembly. Lineage: Eukaryota; Metazoa; Chordata; Amphibia; Anura; Ranidae.
AAAACUCGUUCAGGUUAUUGUGAUGCUUAUUAUCAGCGAGGAUUGUGCCGUAUGCGUCUACAGCAAGCCAACUGUGUGCAGGACUUCAACAGGGCUCUUGACAUCAACCCAAGACAUUUCCAGGCCUAUUUGUGUCGAGCAGCUUUCUAUGGAUUCAGAAAGAGAUACUCAAAAGCCAUCAUGAAUUGCAAUGCUGCAAUCAAAGUUCAGCCGCACAGCGUAAGAGCUUAUCUCUACAGAGGGGCAUUAAAGUACUACAUAAAGGCAUAUAAACUGGCCAUUCUGGAUUUAACAAAAGCUGCAGAUUUGGAUCCAUCAUGCUCUCUUGUAUAUUACAACAGAGGAGUUUGUUACCAUCAGAUGAAGAUGUAUGAGGAGGCUUUGAAAGAUUAUGCUAUUGUACUUCUUCUGGGAGGAUGGAAAGAAGCUGAUGUUAAAGUUCUUGUUAAUCGCGGAUUGCUGUACCUUGAGCUUCAUGACUAUGCCAAUUCAUUGGAGGACUUCAAAGCUGUGGCUAGGAAAACUCCAGGAGACAUAAAGAUCCAUCAGGUGAUAGGAGACUGCCAUCACAGGUAUUAACAUCCUAAAAAGUUUGUUUA